AUGAAAGUUUGCGAGUUGAAUAUAGUCCUCGUUUUGUUAGUAAUUCUUGGAGCUGAUGGUGUAAAGUUAAAAGAAAAGUUCAAGUGGCGCGAAGUAUCUUUCGCUUGGCCAUCAGAUGAAGUGAAGCAAGAAGCAUUGGAAUCUGGAAAAUACAUCGUUCAUAACAAUCUUCCUCUCGGUUUAGAACGCUGGCGGGACAAGUUGUUCAUCACUGUGCCAAGAUGGAAGUCAGGUGUGGCCGCAUCCUUGACAUAUGUUAACGUUUCAGAUGAAAUGAGUCCACAAUUACAACCUUAUCCAAGCUGGGAUGAAAACACACUUCCGACAAAACGUAAUCCAACAUCAGAUGAAGGCACGCAUUACUUUAACAAUAAUUCAACGAUAAUUUCAACAUUUCGUGUAAGAGCCGAUGAAUGUGAUCGUUUGUGGGUAAUGGACACCGGACUGGCAGAUAUUCUCGGUGACGCCGUGCAAUACGCUCCUCCUUCUCUAGUUCUUUUUGAUUUAUUUACCGAUAAGCUCAUACGGAGACACUUUUUCAACAGCACGCUGUUAAAGGAGGAUUCCUUUUUUGCAAAUGUGAUUGUUGAUACCGAGCGUGGCGAUUGUGAUAAUGCCUUUGCCUAUAUUCCGGACUUAGGCAGCUAUGCUGUUAUCGUAUACUCGUUAGCGGAAGAUCGGUCGUGGCGGAUUAAACAUAAUUUCUUCCACUUUGAUCCCCUUGCUGGCGAUUAUAAUAUCGGCGGAGUAAAUUUCCAAUGGACAGACGGAGUCUUUGGAAUGGCCGUAGGAAAAAGGCUGCCGGAUGGAACCAGACCAGUCUAUUUUCAUGCUUUUUCAAGCACCAAAGAAUUUAUGGUAUCAAAUACGGUCCUAAAAAAUGAGUCGUAUGCACAAACCCCUCAAGCGUACUAUGAUUUUAAGCUGCUAGGUGACCGUGGACCCAACUCGCAAUCAUCGGCCGAGUUUUAUGAUUCAGAAACGGGCGUUAUUUUUUAUACGCAGGUCAACAAGGACGGUGUUGGUUGCUGGAAUACACUAAUGCCAUUGAAUACUGAUACACAGGGACUGGUCGACUCAGAUAGUGAUGCUCUCGUCUUUCCAAAUGAUCUGAAGGUUGAUAAUGAAGGAACUUUGUGGGUACUAUCUGAUCGAUUGCCAAUGUUCAUAUUUACUAGCUUGGAUGCGCAACAGUAUAACUAUCGUAUUUUGGUAGGUGAAACUCAAGAAAUUAUAAAAGGUACACCAUGUGAUAAAUGAGCAAAAAGAAUAUUUUGCAUCAAUUCUCGUUUUAAACAUACCUGUAAACCAAAAGGGCAAACGAGGCAACAGUUUUUUGUAUGAGCAAAGCAUUUAUCAACUUCUACUUCCAUUGUAUUUAAUAAAGCAAAACUCGAUGUUUCAGCUUUG
Messenger RNA from Anopheles nili, 1410 nucleotides. RefSeq names its product protein yellow. Gene Ontology annotation, cellular component: extracellular region. The coding region runs from base 1 to 1260 and encodes 419 amino acids. Lineage: Eukaryota; Metazoa; Arthropoda; Insecta; Diptera; Culicidae. The transcript has 4 exons. The record is from RefSeq and is a predicted model, not a curated record.